Messenger RNA from Meleagris gallopavo (turkey), 470 nucleotides. RefSeq names its product small nuclear ribonucleoprotein D1 polypeptide (gene SNRPD1). NCBI's taxonomy places the organism in Eukaryota, Metazoa, Chordata, Aves, Galliformes, Phasianidae. Gene Ontology annotation, molecular function: RNA binding. The record is from RefSeq and is a predicted model, not a curated record. Gene Ontology annotation, biological process: RNA processing; spliceosomal snRNP assembly.
GUUUCACUUAGAACGCAGCACUCGGUUUCUGAUGAAGCUGAGUCACGAGACUGUGACCAUCGAGUUGAAGAACGGGACGCAGGUGCAUGGCACCAUCACAGGAGUGGAUGUCAGUAUGAAUACUCAUCUCAAGGCUGUGAAAAUGACACUGAAGAACAGGGAGCCUGUACAGCUGGAGACACUGAGCAUUCGGGGCAAUAACAUCCGAUACUUCAUUCUGCCAGACAGUUUGCCCCUGGACACCUUGCUAGUGGAUGUUGAACCAAAAGUAAAGUCGAAGAAAAGAGAAGCAGUUGCUGGAAGAGGCCGUGGUCGAGGCCGUGGAAGAGGCCGGGGUCGUGGAAGAGGAAGAGGAGGCCCAAGACGAUAACUUCUCCCAUGCAACUGUUACCAAAUGCUGGGCAACUUUGGAUUUUUUUUUGUACAGGUCUUGUUUAUGAUGUCCAUUUUUAAUAAACCGAAAAGUGAAA